Oppia nitens is the source of this 1662-nucleotide messenger RNA. RefSeq names its product platelet glycoprotein 4-like. The transcript is spliced from 10 exons. Lineage: Eukaryota; Metazoa; Arthropoda; Arachnida; Sarcoptiformes; Oppiidae. Bases 1 to 1662 code for a protein of 553 amino acids. The record is from RefSeq and is a predicted model, not a curated record. Gene Ontology annotation, molecular function: scavenger receptor activity. Gene Ontology annotation, cellular component: membrane; cytoplasm.
AUGUUACACAAAUCUCAAAUUGUAAGAAAUAAUAUACUAUUAUAUGGACUCAUUGGUGGCAUUAUAACAGUUACCAGUGGUUUACUAGUGAUUCUCUAUCCGACACUAUUGAGGACUGUUAUCAAAAGUCAAAUGCAGAUCACAGAAGAUGAAAAUGCAGUGACAAAGACCUGGAUGGAUGUGCCACUGCCCAUGUAUUUCUCAGUUUAUUUAUUCACUAUUGAUAAUCCACGUCAAUUUAUUAGAGGAGCUAAGGCUAAAAUUAGGGAAAUGGGUCCAUAUGUGUAUAAGAAACACCAGUGGAAAGAGAUAAUCUCAUGGAGUCCCGAUCAUGAGUCGGUCAAAUACUGGAGCAAAUCAUCGUAUACUUUUGAUAUAGAGAGGACAGUUGGAUCAAGAAAUGAUCAAAUUAUUAUUGUUAAUGUGCCAAUCUAUGUAUUGGCAGCUAUAAUAAAGGGUUUGAUAGAUAAAUUGCCACUAUCGACGCUCACAGCACCGGCAGCUUUUCGCAUAAUAAAUCGGCUAUUUAUGAACCAUAGCGAACGUAUAGUUAAAAGAUUAACUGUUGGCCAACUCAUAGAGGGCUAUCGUUUAUCAAUUUUGGACACUAUUGAUACAGUGGUAAAACCAUUAAAAUUAUUGGGUAUUAAUAUACCCGAUUUCGGUAUGCCUAACAACAGGUUUGGUAUAUUGAAUGGCAAAAAUAACAGCAAAAGUGGUCCGUAUGAGGUGCUCACUGGACAGGGAGACACACAGUUUCUUAAAGUUAUUUCUUAUGAAAAUAAACGACGCUUUAAUUACUAUGACAAACGUAAGUGUAAUAUGUUUAACGGCACCGACGGUUCAAAUAUGGGUUCAUUUCUACAUAAAGAGGACACACUCUAUGUGUUUAACGCCGCCGCUUGUAGAUCAAUAUAUGCCACAUAUUCUGGUGUAUCCCAUGUCAAUGGCAUUCCUUCGUGGCGUUACGUACUGCCGGCCAACUUGUUUGGUUCGCCACAAAAAAAUCCGGACAACCGUUGCUAUUGUAGAACACCUCAUAUCCCGGACGCAUGCGAUGGUAUCUUCUAUGUCGGACAGUGUCUCAGUGGAGCCCCAUUAGCCCUAUCCUAUCCACACCUAAUGUACGCCAGUCGUAGGCUUACACAAACUAUUGAUGGUCUGCAUCCUAAUCGGGAACUACACGAGAGUUAUUUCGAUAUCGAACCGACUUUAGGAACACCUAUGAAAGGAGCCGCUAGAUUGCAAAUGAAUCUAUUGAUGCAACCGAUAGAUCUAUUAGAUGAUUUCAAAUAUAUUAGAGAAGCUGUUAUACCAUUUGUAUGGUUUGAAGAGUCGACACAAAUUGAGGGCAACUUCAUUUGGCUAAUGAGAUUAGCCGUCUAUUCAAUGAUGACCAUUGAGUACGGAUCUGUUAUAUCAUUUUGUUUAGGACUACUGGUGCUGUGCUUUACCAUAGGCUAUACAUUCAAACAUUGGAAAUAUCUAACACCUGGCACUAGUGAUGAUCAGUCAAAUAAAGAAAACAAACAUAAAUUUGCCGACAAUUUGCGUGAUUAUUACGGCACUCAAACCACACCUAUCGCUGAUAUCAGAGCUAAAGAUGCGGUCAAUUUUAAGUUACAGAGAAUGCACUUUUCACCGCCCGGUUCUAUAGAUUGA